GGCAGCUCAUACAUGCCCAAGAGUUAACACAGGCAUAGCUCCUCAACCCUUGCGUGGCGAGAAUCCGUCAGCCGCGUGACACUUGUGUGCCGCCAUUUAGAACUCCGCGUUGUUCUCCACAGAGUUCACACUCCUGACUGCGACCAGAGCGCUGUCGCCUAUUUUGCGCAAUUAGCGACCAUCAACCCGACUGCAAUGAGUAGCUUGCAGGGGGGUUCGCCAAGAGCAUCACUUGCAUGGCGUAAGUCUCAUGCUUGCAAUGAAUGCAAACGCCGCAAAGUGCGUUGCUCUGGAGGCGCAAAAUGCUCCAACUGCAUUCGGGAUAGCAAAGAUUGCAGGUAUAGCUCGGCUCUACAGACCAUUACAGCACUUCAAAGGCGCUUAACCCAAGCCGAGCAGUUUAUAUCAUCUAUGGAAAGAGCAUGGGCUGUUCACUUGCCCGAAGUCAAGCUCCAAGAUGCCAUUCGGCGCCUCGAACUAGGACGCGAGGGCCUACCUAGCCAUGAGAGUCCUGUCGCACUUCCAGAGGCACCAGAAUUAUCAUACAGGCCGGUGGGAAAUGAGCAGCCUACCGACUCCAGUCCGGCUGAAUUCAGCAACGCGGAAGACUACGAGUUUGAUGAAUCGCAGGAUUUUGACAAUUCCACUGACGGCAUGGGCUCUCUUAUUAUGGAACCUGGCAAGGUCGGCUAUACAGGCCCUCAAUCUGGUGUUGCAGCUUUGAAGUUCCUACAAACUCUGCAUCUCUAUAUUCCCGUCGAUGGUAGAAUGCCUUUUCCACUCGACGAGCCGGAUUCACGCAGCAUACCAGAGGCAUCGUCCGCCGACAUUGCGCUCUACAUAACCGAUUAUUUUGCUAUUUAUCAUACAGCUUACCCCGUUCUUCACGAGGGGACCUUUCGCGCCCGCGUUUCAGGUGCACUGGCCAAACCACGAGAUGGUUCAUGGCCGCUCUUGUAUAAUAUCGUCGUAGCCAUUGGCGCCUUUGUUGGCGGAACUGAUGCAUCGAAUAAUGACGUUCCGUUUUACAAGACAGCCCGCCAAAACUUGACCAUGGAUAUCUUGGAAAAAGGGUCCCUGAGUUAUGUUCAAGGUCUCGUGCUCAUGGCCAAUUACCUACAAAAGCGCAACAAGCCCAAUUCUGGGUUUGUGCUUAUUGGAAUUGGCUUCAGUAUGGCACUUGCAAUUGGCCUACAUCGCGAAUUUGGCUUGCCAAGCUCGAGCCCGUUUACCAUGGAGAUCCGUCGAAGAGCAUGGUGGACCUUGUUUAUUUUCGUCUCCGGGGCACAACUAACUCUUGGAAGACCACCUGUCUCCCUCGUUGGAGUAAAUGUUAGACCUCCAUCCAAUCUGGACGAUCAGGACCUCGCUGUGGAUAUGGGAAAAUUGCCAGAUCCAAAAGAAGGCCCCACCAUGACCUCGUGUCUCAUCCAUCAGGUCAAGCUGGCCAAAAUCGCGAACAUGGUCCAGGUCGAGCUUCUUACCCACCAAAUACCGAGUCACGACAAAGCGAUUACCCUGGACCGCAGCAUCGCGAAGUGGCGCAAGGAUCUCCCCUCCUAUUUCGACGAACAUACGAGACUGGACCCAUGGUUUGAAAUCCCAAAGCGUAUCCUCAUAUGGCGAUCUUUCCACCUCCGCAUCAUUCUCAACCGGCCCAUCUUGUUCAAAACCAUUACGGCGAAAGAGAGUCUUGAUACAGCCACCGGACCGAUACUCGCGUGUCUCAUGGGGGCUGAGGAGUGCGUCGAUUCGAUAUGCGGCUACCUUGGCUGUGAAACCGAACACCCACGAGGUUUGGCUUGGUAUGCCACAUACUGGUUAGUCACGGCUAGCUUCGUGCAGGCAACUUGCUACGUGUAUGAUCCUGCGCACACUCUUGCGCCAGCAUGGAAACGUCAUCUGAAACGUGCUGUGGAUUGCCUGUCAAACUUGGGGGCCACGCACGGCAUGGCCUUGCGGGCUCGAGACACCCUCAAGAGGCUGCUUGAUCAAAGCGAACUUCUAAACUUUUUGGGGGCACCCAUGGCUUCGACGGCCGAGAAUUUGCAGAGCGUCCCACUGAAUACCUGGGACCCCACUGCUCAUGGCCAGUCUUCUCAGAAUACAGCUGCUCAAGACCAGACGGACACGAUUUUCUUUGGACAAGGGGGCAUGUCGUUUCCGUGGUACGCCCAAGCCUCGUCAGAUGCCGAGCUACUCGAUGCAACGGGAGGGAUCAUGCUACAGGGCAGUUCGGAUUCUAGAGGACCGUAUUUCGAGUGCGGAUCUUGGAUGCCUGCGUAAAACAUGAGGGGUUGUGUUUGUGUGGCAGCCGAUAUCGUUUGCUCAUAAUAUUUCC
Ilyonectria robusta is the source of this 2341-nucleotide messenger RNA. Its product is annotated as fungal-specific transcription factor domain-containing protein. The transcript has 4 exons. The record is from RefSeq and is a predicted model, not a curated record. The coding region runs from base 196 to 2286 and encodes 696 amino acids. Gene Ontology annotation, cellular component: nucleus. Gene Ontology annotation, molecular function: zinc ion binding; RNA polymerase II cis-regulatory region sequence-specific DNA binding; DNA-binding transcription factor activity, RNA polymerase II-specific. Lineage: Eukaryota; Fungi; Ascomycota; Sordariomycetes; Hypocreales; Nectriaceae. Gene Ontology annotation, biological process: DNA-templated transcription; positive regulation of transcription from RNA polymerase II promoter by galactose.